CGGCUGCCAUUGGCUUAGCGGCCUCAUCCGGGCACUUGGCGCAACGCUGUUGCUCAGCUCGAUCGUCCCAAUAUGGCGGAGGCUUCCUUUGGGAGUUCGAGCCCAGUUGGCUCUUUAUCGUCUGAGGAUCAUGACUUUGACCCUUCUGCUGAAAUGCUGGUACAUGAUUAUGAUGAUGAGCGAACUCUCGACGAAGAGGAGGAAAUGAUGGAAGAAAACAAAAAUUUCAGCUCUGAAAUUGAAGAUUUAGAAAAGGAAGGAAACAUGCCGUUGGAAGAUUUACUGGCAUUCUAUGGCUAUGAACCUGCAAUUCCAGUUAUGGCUGGUUCCAGUGUGGAUAGCUCUCCAAGUGAACUUGCAGAUGAGCUUCCAGAUAUGACUCUAGAUAAAGAGGAGAUAGCUAAAGACCUCUUGUCAGGUGAUGAUGAAGAAACACAGUCCUCUGCUGAUGACUUGACACCAUCAGUUACUUCACAUGAGGCUACCGACUUCUUUCCUCGGCCAUUAAGAUCAAACACUACAUGUGAUGGAGAUAAGGAAUCAGAUGGUGAAGACAUAGAGGCAGACAAUGGUAAUUCAUCUGAAGAUUUGAGAAAGGAAAUAAUGGUUGGUUCACAGUAUCAGGCUGAAAUUCCACCUUACCUUGGCAGAUACAGUGAUAAUGAAAAGGCCUAUGAAAAUGAAGACCAUUUACUGUGGAAACCUGAUGUGAUCUCAGAAAGUAAAGUUAAAGAAUACCUUUUUGAAACCUCCUUAAGAGCAGGAAAUGAAAAUACAAUUGGCAGGAUUCCUGAAGGACUACAUACACGGGACAAUGAACAAGCACUAUAUGAACUUCUCAAAAGUAGCCAUAAUGUUAAAGAAGCAAUUGAGAGAUACUGCUCAGAUGGAAAGGCAUCUCAGGAAGAGAUGACAGCAUGGACAGAAGAAGAAUGCAGAAGCUUUGAAAAUGCACUUCUGAUUUAUGGAAAAGACUUUCAUCUCAUACAGAAAAACAAGGUAAGAACCAGAACAGUUGCUGAGUGUGUGGCUUUCUAUUACAUGUGGAAAAAGUCAGAACGUUAUGAUUACUUUGCUCAGCAAACAAGAUUUGGAAAGAAGAGAUAUAACCAUCAUCCUGGAGUUACGGACUACAUGGAUCGUUUGGUAGAUGAAGCAGAAGCCCUUGGUGGAGCAGUACAUACUUCAGCCUUAACAUCUAAUACUCGAACAGAAAGCAUUCCUGAUCAACAGCUAAGUAUUCUGAACUCUAUCACUGCCAAUGAGUUGACAGCAUUGACAAACAGUGUAGCUACAGUCUGCCACACUUCAGAUGUGAGUUGCCUUGACGAUGCCUUCCCUCCUAUGGACAGCUUACCCCGAGCAGCAGUUAAUCAUGUGCCUGUUGGAACAGAAGAAUUACUUAACUUGCCUAGCAAUGGUGAAAGUGAUUGUUUUAAUUUAUUUGAGACUGGCUUUUAUCCCUCAGAGCUAAACCCAAUGAACAUGUGCAGUGAGGAGACAGAAAGACCUGCGAAGAGAUUGAAAAUGGGAAUUGCUGUCCCAGAAUCUUUCAUGAAUGAUGUCUCAGUAAAUAACCUUGGUGUGGACUUUGAGAACCACACGCACCAUAUUACCAGUGCCAAAAUGGCUGUUUCGGUGGCUGACUUCAGCAGUCUAUCUGCAAAUGAGACAAAUGGCUUUAUAAACACCCAUGCUCUUCACCAACAUACUGCCCUUCACUCAGAAUGA
This is a messenger RNA of Corapipo altera (White-ruffed manakin), 1731 nucleotides long. RefSeq names its product mesoderm induction early response protein 3-like. Gene Ontology annotation, biological process: negative regulation of transcription by RNA polymerase II. The coding region runs from base 73 to 1731 and encodes 552 amino acids. The record is from RefSeq and is a predicted model, not a curated record. The transcript is spliced from 13 exons. Gene Ontology annotation, cellular component: nucleoplasm. Gene Ontology annotation, molecular function: histone deacetylase binding; transcription corepressor activity. Lineage: Eukaryota; Metazoa; Chordata; Aves; Passeriformes; Pipridae.